This is a messenger RNA of Prorocentrum cordatum, 3561 nucleotides long. NCBI's taxonomy places the organism in Eukaryota, Dinophyceae, Prorocentrales, Prorocentraceae. The record is from the annotation of a GenBank genome assembly.
AUGUUGCAGUGGAUCACGGCGGAGAAGACCGUGGGCACGUCGGCCUGGAUCGCACCGGAGAAGGCCGUGGAGACUUUGGCCUGGCUCGUGGUGGAGAGCCUCGUGGAGAUGUUGGUGAUGGCCUGGAUCGCGGUUGAGAGUUUCGUACAGAUUAUGGGGUUGGAUCGAGGUGGCGAUCUUCGUAGAGAUUUUGGCCCGGAUCGCGGUGGAGGGCCUCGUGGAGAUUUUGGCCCCAGUUGCUUCGGCGGAGACCACGACCCGUUCGACGACUUGGAAAGGGAGCUGGACGACCCGCUGCCGUACUUUCACGACGCUGACGCCAUCGACGGCCAGCCUGCCGUUGACGGGCCUCCCAGUUCCCUGGAGCUCCCCCCAGCCACGGACGUCACGUACUUCGCCGUGCUGGAAUUUCCCGAUGCGACGGCCGAGCGGACGUGCGAGGAGCACUUGAUGGGGGUCCAGGCGGCCCUCGAUGCCAUGGUAGAGGCAGCGGGCCAGGGGCGCAGCCACCCGGACGCAUCCGCCGACGACGUGGGCAAGGUUCCGUUCAAGUACAAGGCGGGGACCUGCGUGCCCGCUGGGGCCCAUCCUCGGCACCGCGCGUGGGGCAAGUGUCAGUGGCGCCACCUGCGCGUGUGCGUUCCCAGCCCCGAUCCCGAGGGUCGUCGCGAACGCGUUCGGCUGGGCGGCAUGGUGGCGCAAGGUGACCUGCCCGGCAACGGGAUCGUCGCGGGGUGCUGCUCGGUCGCGCGCGCGCUGGCGGCCUUCCGCGGCGGGGGCCUCGCGGCGCAACAGGAGCGGCGCCCCGAGGUCCUGCUCGCGAUCCACGUUGACGACAUUGACCAAGAGGUGGCGGCCGAAUUUGACGGGGUAGCAUUGCGCCCGAUGGCCAGCAGCGCGCGGGGCCUCAAGUCUGCGAUGGAGAGCGAGUUGGGCGCGAUGCUGGCCAGCACCAAGGGCGACGGCGCGGCUGUCACAGAGAUGGCCCGCGACGCUAUGAAGAGCUUGGGGCGGCCCGAGCGCCCGCCCAAGGCGCGGCGGCGGGCGCUGCGGCGCGCGCAAGGCGCCUCCGCGCGGCACCUGGGCGUCGACUUCCGCCCGGGGCGCCGCGAUCGGCCGCGGCGGGCGAGCGGGCGCGCGCGAGGCGCUGGGGUGGUGCACUCAGCUGGGCUUGUUCGGCGCACGGGGGCGCGCUCGGGCAUGGCCCUCGCGCGCAGGGCGCCGCGGGCAGUGGCGCAGAUUGCGGGGCGCCGUUGGAUCUGGCGCGCCGCCGCCCCGGCUGCGCAGUGGAAGGCGAGGUCACGGGCUUCGCUGACCUGGAGAUCCAGCAGCUGCGGGCCUGUGGCAAGGCCCUGCAUGGGCAUGCUCGCGCCAAGCCCGACGCGUGCGGAGCCGUUCCGCCAUGGCUCGACCCGCUGGGCGACUUGGUCUCGAGGGGGAUGUCGCUACGCGGAGGAGCGGCGGCGCUCGGCCGACCGCCGCCAGGCGAACGGGCGCGCCCUCUCGACCGAGGAGCUGCGCGCGGCCAUUGACUGCGCCGCGCUCGGGGCGCUGCGAUCGGCCGCUGCGGGCGAGCCGGCCACGGGCUUCGCUGACCUGGAGAUCCAGCAGCUGCGGGCCUGUGGCAAGGCCCUGCAUGGGCAUGCUCGCGCCAGGCCCGACGCGCGCGGUGCCGUUCCGCCAUGGCUCGACCCGCUGGGCGACUUGGUCUCGUUGGGGGUCGUCUGCUACGCGGAGGAGCGGCGGCGCUCGGCCGACCGCCGCCAGGCGAGCGGGCGCGCCUUCUCGGCCGAGGAGCUACGCGCGGCCAUUGACUGCGCCGCGCGCGGAGCGCCGCGAUCGGCCGCGGCGGGCAAGCCGGCCACGGGCUUCGCUGACCUGGGGAUCCAGCAGCUGCGGGCCUGUGGCAAGGCCCUGCAUGGGCAUGCUCGCGCCAGGCCCGACGCGCGCGGUGCCGUUCCGCCAUGGCUCGACCCGUUGGGCGACUUGGUCUCGUUGGGGGUCGUGCGCUACGCGGAGGAGCGGCGGCGCUCGACCGACCGCCGCCAGGCGAGCGGGCGCGGCCUCUCGGCCGAGGAGCUACGCGCGGCCAUUGACUGCGCCGCGCGCCAUCUGCAGCAGGACCGACCCGAGGCGCGACCUGUUGGCGCGAUGCUACGGUGCUUGAAGUGGGCGAGGGGGGCGGGCAAGCCGUUCAACCGAUACGCGAUGGCGCCGACGGAAGUGCGAGCUGACACCGCCGCGCGGAGUCGCCUCGGCAACGACGACGGCCCAGGAGUUUGGUGGGGGGGCCUGAGGGGCGUCGUCGGCAAGAGGUACGUCGCGCCGCUGACGCGGCGCGUCCUGGCCGCCACGCGCGGGGCCUACGUGGCGAUUGGCCUCGCGCACAGGCGGUGCCACUUGCUGCAUCCGCUGCGCUUGGUCGGCGUGCUCGAGAGCCCAGACGUUUUGGCAAAGGUGACGGGGCACCUCUCGCCGGGCCAGACGUUCUUCGUUGGGGAGGAGUUGCGCCACCACGGCCCGGAGAGGAGGACCUUCCUGAAGCUGGCCGUCGGCUCGGGGUGGGUGCCCGAGUGCUCCCGCAAGGAACCCCUCAAAGUGGUUGUCGAGAGGUUGUCGGCCCAGCCGGUGGUCUACGCGCUCGGGGAUGCGUUGCGUGUCGUGCGAUUUCUGGAAGUUCGGAUCGCCGCAGAACUUGCCAUGGAAAGCCUUCGCACCUCUGCACUACAGUGGAUGGAUAUUGGAGGCGCAUUCUCUGCACCUGUGCUGGGACAAGAUUACUCUACGCCGUCACCUGUUGGCCGCCGCCGCGCCCUGGCGCCAACUUCCAAGCUCAAGUCGAAAACCUUCAUGUUGACGUACAAUCAGCUGUCCAUCGCGGCCACGUCCUUCGGCGCGUUCAAGACGUCUCGCCCGAACUUGAAGACGCGUUUCGGAGCGCGGGCUAGGAGUCGCUGCGAGCGCAGGGCGCAGGGCGACACCAUUUUCACUGGCACCUCUUGCGGACUGACGCAGUUGGGGCUGCAGGGCCUGGAGAACGCAGGCGCGCACGCCGAGCCUCGCGAGCACCCCGUCGCGAAUGACUCUGUCGAGGAGUUCGCUGGGGGCCCAAUGUGGAGGCGCCCAGUGCUCUUCAUCGCCGGGGGCACAAGCCUCGGCAAAAGCAUGCUCGGCGGCGCCGACUCGCAGAAGGGCGUCGCCGACGCACUUCUGUUGAACAGGGUCCAGGAGGGGCCCCAGGGAAGGCCGAAAGUUUUGAUGGGGGCGCGCUCCGCCACCACGAAGCACGCUCACGCCAAGACCUACGCUCGCCGAGCCAUUGUGGCCGCCGUGGGCCUUUCUGCCGACGACCUGCGCCUGCUCCGCGCGGAUUGUCGCCUGUCUGAUCCGCGCGACGAGGUGGUGGCGCGGGCCGCCAAGACGGUCACGGGCUUCCUUGACCACACAGAUCUAAGUGGCCCGGCUCUCUUCCACGACAGCAUCAACGGUGCUGAUCCGACUGCGCUGCGUGUCCAGGCUUUGGCCCUCGAUGCUAGGGGCGACUGUUUGGCGGACGCCUGA